UCGGCUCGAUCCAGACCGCGCUCCGCCGCGCCGCCGCUCGUCGACGCCCCGGUGUGAACAUCUACCACCUCAACAUCCGCGUCGCCGGCCAGGCCGGCACGAUCGGCGCCGGGAGGUUCUCCUCGCUGCUCUGGGACGCCGCGAGUCUCUCGCCGGUGGAGGUGCGCCUCACCCUCCCGCGGAACCUGCAAGUCUCCUGCAUGGAGGUGACACUGCCCACCUUCCACCGCGCCAACCUCCAUGGAUCUACGCGCGCGGGGCCUCCACUUAACCGUGCUCGCAAAGCCAUAUUUGGGCUAUGUCCCCUUCCGCUCGCUGGAGAGACUCUCCCUCUCGGGGUGCCACAUCGAUCUGGCCACCUUCAUCCCGUACUGCCCUCGCCUGCGCGUGCUCCAGGUGAACACCACCGGUCUGAUAGACAUGAGCAACAUUACGGUCCACUCCGCGUCGCUGGAGGAGCUCGUCGUGGAGCACGGCAACCGAUGGACCCGCCGUACCCAUGUCAGCGUCGACUCCCCUGUGCUUAAGCAAUUGGCAGCGUCCUUCCAUGCCUGCGGCAACAUCGGGGUGUCCAUCUUGGCACCAAUGCUGGACAAGGUCUGGUGGCGGUGCUCGUAUGCCAAGCCGAUUUACGGCCUUGGUCUUUGGGGCCUCUCAGAGGUGGGCUUGAACACAGAAGAGACACACUCCAGGAGAGACGCCUGUGUGCAGCUCCCUAGCGUCCAUGUCCUGUCCCUACACAUGUCUCCUGUCCAGGAUUCAGUUAGCUUUCCAAAUGCAGAUCUCAGCUUUUUUGCGGCAGAGAUCGAUAAACAUAUGGUUACCAACUUCUCUGGUCUGGACCUACAUCUCAGCACCAAGGGCCAUGUGUUUGGAGCUUUUGUGCUGCAUCUCCUUGGGAUGCAUCGGAUUCGUACAGCUUUACGGAACCUUAAGAUUGUCCUGCUAAGAUCAGAGGUGAAAGAUGCAUGCCCAGUAAAUUGUUUCUGUGAUGAGCCAAAGAACUGGAGAACAGAAACUAUCACCUUGGCUGACCUUGAAAACAUGGAAAUUGAAGGCGUCGUCGGGGAAGAUCACGAGUUUGAUUUCUUGAAAGUGAUAUUUAGAUGUGCUCCAAUGCUUAAAACACUGACUGUGAGGCUGUCAGAUGGUGUCACUCCAAGUGUCGAUUGGUGCACAAAAAUAAACAUCUUCAUGGCAUAUCCUUCCGUUGAAUGCAAUGGUGAUCUGAUAAGCAGGGCCAAAGCUGUGCGUUGACAUGAUUAUCUGCGGAUUAAGGGUGCUCAUUAACAAGAUCGUCCUCUCCCACGCCAACCAACUACUAUCUGCUUUCAGGUCUUGCUUAAUGGCUUCAAUCUAUGCUACCUCCUGUUGUUUUGCCACUGUAGUGGAGCUACAGACUUGAAGUGGUGUAGUCUCUGAUGUAAUUCCUAGCAUGGUUUCUAUUGCCUUCAAAUGUGGCACUGACUCCUUUUGGUCGGCUGGUCUGAAUAUUAGAUUUUUAAGUAUCUCAAGUUCUCAACCAAUGUUGUCCAAGUGAUGCCAUGUUAAGUACUUACGCCAAUGGCUUACAUUGAAAAACAGUGGCACGAGGCUUCUCUUGCUGGUCAAAAUUAAG
Molecule: messenger RNA, 1618 nt
Organism: Triticum aestivum (bread wheat)
Lineage: Eukaryota; Viridiplantae; Streptophyta; Magnoliopsida; Poales; Poaceae
Exons: 4
Coding region: 241-1257 (338 amino acids)
Source: RefSeq, a predicted model, not a curated record